GCAGAUCAGUCCCCAAAAACCGACAUGAUCUUCAAGGCUUUGUUCGUUGUUGCGUGUGCCGCACCGUUGGCUCAUGGCGGGACCAUAGCGCAGUCGAAUCAUUUCAUCGAUGAUCUCCUCGGCACCAGGAUCAGGAGUGAAGCAAGUGCCUACCAUCUCGACGGAGUCAGCGUUGGUGACUUUACUUUGGAAAAGAUAAAGAGCAACUCCUUGACCAACCGGGAUAUCAAAGGCAACUUCACCAACGGUUUCGUGAGGGGAUUGACCGGCAUCAAAAGAGCCGGCGACUGCUCUCCUACUGCCUGGAUCGGCGGCAACAUCACGCUCUCAUGCAAGUUGGACAUCAACUCCGUGUUCGCGGAAUGGAAGUUCUCCGUCAAGGGUCAUACGCUGUCCGGGAACAUCAAGGAAGUGCCCGCCAAAGCUCAGCUGAAAGAGACCACCGCGCUAUUCGAGGCGUCAGCUUUCCCCAACCGCUCCGUUUCCCUGCGAACCUUCUACGUUGAGAAGAUGAAAUUCAAGAUGGAAGUCGAGGACCUGGGUCUCAACGAUGAGCGCAAGAAGAACCUCUACGAUCAGCUCGAGAAGAAAGCCACCGCCGAAUUGUACAAUACUUUCUACAACCAGUACUCGAAGGCUUUGAGCAACGCUCUCACUCGCAACGGACUAGUCUUACCCCCGGUCUGAGAUCGGAGUGACCGCAGAUACCUAUAUAUCCUCAGAGCUCUCAGAAUGGAGCGAUGCCAAACUUUGGACAAUAAAUUUAUCUGACGUAAAUAAAUUUAUUCGUGGCGCAGC
Molecule: messenger RNA, 798 nt
Organism: Galendromus occidentalis (western predatory mite)
Lineage: Eukaryota; Metazoa; Arthropoda; Arachnida; Mesostigmata; Phytoseiidae
Exons: 4
Coding region: 25-687 (220 amino acids)
Source: RefSeq, a predicted model, not a curated record